UACUAUUGUCAGUUUAAAAAGUCAAAACCUGUAAUUUAUUUAUUUCUAUUGGCGUCUUUUCAGAUCUCUCUGACCUGGUUUAAAAUUAAAGCAUUUAAAGGACGUGAUCCCUAAUUAUAAAAAAAAAUAUUCAGACAACGCUUUUAAUAUAAUACUAGUUUAAAAAUGUCUGCCUUAGCGUUCAAAGUGAAAAGCAAAAAUGGUCAACAAGUACUAAAAGAUUUGACCUCUAAUAGUACAGUGGGUGAACUAAAAAUGUUUCUGUCUAGUUUAACGGACGUUAGUUGCGAGAGGAUUUGUGUGUUGUGCGGCUAUCCACCGAAGCCUAUCGACACCAGUGAUGACAAUAAGAAACUAAGUGAUAUAGGAUUGAAAACUGGGGAAACCUUGAUAAUUGAAGAGAAAACGGCUCCAGCGGCACCAGCUCAACCUAGUAAACCCGCCAAACCCGUAGAGAAUGGCGUGGUUUCACAUGAAACAAUAGGGCCUUGCAGACCUGGUAUUCUAAUGAAGAAAGUAGUGCCAUCUGACAAUUCGUGUCUUUUUACUAGUAUAGGUUUUGUAUUAAAUGGCAAUGUUGACACAAGUGUGCAUACAUUGAUGCGUCAGAUCAUAGCAAUGGAGGUAGCCAGCGAUGUGGAGACGUACAGUGAGGCGAUGCUUGGCCGGCCAAACGCUGAAUACUGUGUCUGGAUACAACAGCCCAGUUCCUGGGGUGGUGCUAUAGAAGUAGCGAUUCUGUCCCGUUUCUACGGUCUGGAGAUGGCUGUGGUAGACACUUUAAAUGCUAUAAUCAACAGAUUUGGUGAAGACAAAAACUAUGGGCAGAGGGUGUUCCUUUUAUUCGACGGAGUGCAUUACGAUCCAUUGUAUUUAGAACAAUCUGAUGGCGGCAUCCAAACGGUGUUUCCAGCAGAAGAUAUGGACAUAUAUAGGGAAGCGGAACAACUGGCCCACGAAGCGAAAUCGUCCCGCCAAUUCACAGAUCUAAACAAAUUCACACUCAAAUGCGUUGUGUGCAACAAAUUACUAACAGGACAGGCCGAGGCUCAGAAGCAUGCGAAAGAAACAAUGCACACGAACUUUGGUGAAGUCUAGCACACAAUAGGACUGUAUAUUUAAUUUAAUUAAUCAACCUUAUUAUGUUGUACGCUAUGCGAUAUUUCUUAGCUCUCUCAACUCUGUGAGUUACUCCAAUAUAUUAUAAUAUAAUAAUAUCAUCAUCUUCAUCAUCUUCCUACCCUUAUCCUAAUCAUUUGGGGUCGGCGUAAUAUGAUAUUAUCCAUAUUACAAAAAGAUUUGGUUAUUAAUUUUACGACCGGCCACCUGCCUGACGUCAACCCUCUUUGGGAGUUAUAUAAUAAUAUAUUUGAUCUAUUUUAGUAUUGUAGUACCGUCAGCAAAAACAUCACAAACUGAUUAAUACACUAAAUCGAUGUUCUAAUACAUUUAGUGCCUGAAUUAUGUAGUAUAUGCACUUAUAUAUAUAUGCUUGGCAUAUUUAGUAAAUAGUAUAGAUAUAUUUUUUAUUGAAAUUGCUCAUCUUUUCUUACCAAUAUAAAAAAUUAAAUAACUAGAAGAUGGCUGUAGAUGUGAGAUAUAAGAGAAGAAAAAAGAAAAUGAAGUGUCUUAAGACUAAUAGAGGUUAAAAUAAUAUUUUUUUAAGAAAUUUGUCUAUCUGUGUUAAUCUGUGUUUGUUCGGAUACCAUAUAAAAGCUUUUUCGUCAAAUUGGAUCCGGUUUUCACAGUUAUGUUUAUAAAGGUGUAAUUUAGAAUAUGGUAUAUUUUUUAUUUCGGUACGCCAUUUAAAAAAGUUCUAUAUGAAUUAUUUAUUAGCUUUUAAAUCCAUGCAUACGAAAUGGCUGGCAAAAAGCUAAUUUAAAAAUAAGAUUAUAAAAAUUCUAGUUAGACAAUAAUACAGUAUCGAUUAACGCCUUUUCUCAACGUUUUUUUUAUUUGCUGAUGGUUCUACCACGUCAAUUCUGUAUAUUUAUUAUAUAGUAAAAUGAAUUUGGUGGUGAAAUAUCGCAUUGGGUACAAAUAUUAUUUUUAUUAUGUAAUCUUUGAUUACUAUAUAAAUGUUACUUGCUAUUAAUAGGCAGAGUAUUUAUUUAUUUCUCUCUUUCACAGUGUAAAGAAUCUCAAAGUGUAUUUCGACCUUAAUAAUUAUAAAUUGACAAUAUAAAAGAGAAAGAGACAUACAAGAGCGAGAAAGCAAUGUGCGAGCAUUCCCUGUACAUUAUAAUAACCUGUAGUGGUUUAAUUAAUUGUUUUUGCGUUUUUAAUUUUUAUUUGAUUUAAGUGUAUAUAGAAUGCAGUAAUCGGAUGUAGCAUGAAUUAGAAAUGAAGCCCAUGAAAUUGCAUAUUUUAUGUUAAAACUCUAUGAAUUAAAUCCUUAUGUCCUAAGAAAUUAAAUGCACUUACACGUGCAGUGCAAAGAAAUUUUGUCCUGCUAACGCUCAGGCUAUGGAAUGAGCUUAAGAGAUUACAGUAUGGGGUUCUUCAAAAUGGAUGUAUUGAGGUUUCUUCAGGGUCGGCAACGGGCACGUGACACCCCUAGUGUUGCAGGCGUCCAUAGAUUACAGUGACCGUUUACCAUCAGACGGGCUGUAUGCUUGUUUACCACCUUUGUGGUAUAAAAAAGUAAGUUCUCUAACCUAAUAUUUGUCGUAUAUCUUCGUUGGAUACUUCUGAUAGCCUAAGAUCCCACCUUUAAAAUCUGCAGGUAUAAUAUGGUUCCCAGGUGAAAUUAGGUAAAUAUUUUGGUAAAAUCGUUUAACUUGUCAUGCCUUUUGAUGAGAUUUACACCAAACGAAAGAUUAUUCUUUUCUAUAUAUGGAAAAAAAUACGGUAACAUAUGGUUUCCCAUGAAAAAGGUCGCAAGUAAGGGUUGUUGGCAUCUAAAAUUUUGUUUUAGAUGAUGGUGCUAUAGUUAUAGAAAAUUGGUUCCCUUUAAUAAAACCCAUGCUAAAUUUCUGUUUAGUAUAAUUCUGUGAUACUAUUUUUCUAUACGACAAUAUAGUUUGCCUAUAAAACAUUGGCCGCAAAUAAGUGUUACCACUUGGCGACUGUUACUUCUUAGAACUUCUGUCUUAUCUUCUUACAGACAACCUAAAUGUUUCUUUGAAAAGUCUUAUACCUGCAGAAUUUAGCAGCGGAAUCUCGGGCUAUGAAUGUUUAAUGCGUAAAUUGAGAUUUACACGAUCACCUAUGAGCCGAAGUUCGGCAAUCAAAAUCGGAAUGUUCCAAAAAAUCGAUUAUUCGUUUGAAAAUUUACUAAGCUGUAGUGAUUGCGAUGAUUAUUUUUGCAAUUGGCUGUCCAUAGUUUUUGGCAGCAUCAACGAUUUAUAAAUGUAAAAUUGGUGGUAUCUGUCUUCACGCCAUAUCCUUUAUGGGAUAGGCAGUAUCCAGUGCCAAAGGUAUACUUAUUUGCGAUAAUACGAUUCAUUCUUUGUUAAUGUAAAAAUUACUUAAGUAAUUGUUAUAAUUCUAAUGUAUUUUAUUAAUUCGAUUUAUCACUUUAGGUGUUUAAUGUAAGAUAUAAAUUAUUUGGAACAUAAUGUACGUUCAUGUGUAUUUAAAAAAAAAAUGAAUCUAAAUUGAUUCUUUGGGCACAAAAUAUAUUAUAAAAAUUGUCACCCUAUUUUUUGCUAUUACUAAAUGUAUAGAUAAUGUCCCAAAUAACUUAAUCUUAUGAUAUUCCAAUAAGGAAAUUUAUUUAAAUCAAUGCGAAAGUGGCGCCACCAACUACUUAAAUAACGGCAAAUAUGUAGUCUGUAGAACUCUACUGAUAAAAAGAGUGACUUUAAAAAUGAAUUUAUAACGGAGGGAAAGUAUUGUUUUUAACAAUUUAUUUUCCCGUAAAUUACCAUGGAGCAGGAUGAAAUUUUAUAACACAGUGGCGCCCCUGUCGCAAUAAAUUGGUAGUAAGACUUCUUUAUAUAAGUACUCAUAAGCUCUGCCUAUUUCAAGUUAUUGUAACAAGUUCCAAAUAUUUGUUUUCGAUCCGUUCACAUAGACAUUUUUUAACGGUGUAUAUUUUGUUUUGAUAGUAAUAAAUAUUAUUUAUUAUUU
Messenger RNA from Galleria mellonella (greater wax moth), 4074 nucleotides. RefSeq names its product ubiquitin thioesterase OTU1 (gene Yod1). Bases 166 to 1098 code for a protein of 310 amino acids. The record is from RefSeq and is a predicted model, not a curated record. Gene Ontology annotation, biological process: protein deubiquitination; endoplasmic reticulum unfolded protein response. Gene Ontology annotation, molecular function: cysteine-type deubiquitinase activity. Lineage: Eukaryota; Metazoa; Arthropoda; Insecta; Lepidoptera; Pyralidae. The transcript is spliced from 4 exons. Gene Ontology annotation, cellular component: nucleus; cytosol.